UCCAAACACUUGAAUUGUUUUGAUAUUGCUGAUAAAGAUGACCUCUACUGUAGGUCCACCGCCAUACUAUGAAAAUCGUGGCUUUCAGCCAGAAAAUGUCUGUUCUGCCAGGCAGCCAGUAGGUGCUAACCCGUAUCCCCAGUACUUCACAACAAAUGCUCCGUCAGUGCCAAGCUAUGUCCCAAAGGUUGAUACCUAUCAGUCGAGUAGGCCAAUAGCGCAUUCAUCCAGGAGAACAUGUUCAUCAGGUGUAAAGAAAGCCAUAAUCAUUAUAGUAACUAUUUUAAUAGUCAUUUGUUGUGCAGUUGCUGCUUUCUUCAUUUGGUAUUUUGUAGAGAAUCGUUGUCUUGGCUCCUUAAUUGAGUGUGGAUCUUCAGGAGUGUGUAUACCACCCUCGCAGUGGUGUGAUGGAGUGAGCGACUGCCCCAGUGGGGAGGACGAAAACCGGUGUGUUAGACUUUUUGGACCAAACUUUAUCCUGCAAGUUUAUUCACCUGUCAGCAAAUCCUGGUAUCCUGUUUGUCAAGAUGACUGGUAUGAUGAUUAUGGGAAGACUGCAUGUAAAGACAUGGGCUACAGUGUAGAUACAUACUACUACAGUCAAGGAGUAGCAACUGAAGAUGGCUUUAAAAGCUACAUGAAGCUGAAUGCAAGUGCUGGGAAUGUAGACUUGUACAAAAAGUUGUAUUGCAGUGAUUCCUGUACAUCAGGAAAGGUGAUUUCUCUGCGUUGCAUACAGUGCGGCCUCUCCACUAAAAGCGUCAGCAUCAUGAACAGAAUUGUGGGCGGCAGCGGGGCGGUGCUGGGGCAGUGGCCAUGGCAGGUCAGCCUCCACGUGCAGGGCACCCACAUCUGUGGAGGCUCCAUCAUCACCCCUCAGUGGAUAGUGACAGCUGCCCACUGCGUGGAAGGACAAUUUUCUGAACCGCACAGCUGGAGGGUUUAUGCUGGGAUUCUGAAUCAGAAUGAGAUGAUCAUCAAAAAUGGUUACAAAGUGCAACAAAUAAUUUCCCACCCAGAUUAUGAUACAGAUUCUAAAGACAACGAUGUCGCCCUUAUGAAGUUAGAGACAUCGUUGAGUUUUACUGAUACUGUACAGCCAGUUUGUCUGCCUAAUCCAGGAAUGAUGUUUGAGCCUAAUCAGGAGUGCUGGAUAUCUGGAUGGGGAGCAGAGAGCCAAGGAGGUAAAACAUCAAAUAACUUGAAUUAUGUUAGGGUGUCCUUAAUAGAACAGUCUACGUGUAAUUCUGUCUUUGUCUAUAAUGGUGCAAUUUUGCCUACAAUGAUCUGUGCUGGAUAUCUAGAAGGAGGAAUUGAUUCCUGUCAGGGUGACAGUGGAGGUCCUCUAGUAACUAACAAAAACUCCUUGUGGUGGCUGGUUGGAGAUACUAGCUGGGGAUCUGGCUGUGCUACUCCCAAUAGACCAGGAGUGUAUGGGAAUAUGACUGUGUUUACAGAUUGGAUUUAUAAAAAUAUGCAGGCAAACCGAUGACAAUGCUGGCUGUCCUCCUUGCUGAUCAAUGUUUCUGAGAACAGGAAUAAAUGAAGCCAUGGGUGCCUGGGAUAUUUAUUCACUUUGCAAAUGAUUUUUUUUUCCUCUUUGAAUUAUUUAAAAAAAAUAACAUGAAGGAUUGCACACUCGGUUCUGUGCUGGCUACAGUGACUGAUCUUAAUCAAUGAAGGAUUAUCACAAUGAUCACCUUUCUUCUUGUGGUGGUCUUGUGCCUGGCAGAAACUGUUCUGUCACCUGCUUAAUGAAAUGUUUCCUUCUAGUUGAGUAACUCUGACUUGAUAAUCAGGUACAGGCUUAUAAUGGCAAUUUUAAUCAAAUUUAAAGAUUUUUGUAGCAGGAUGAUGAGACGGUUUAGUAACGUUUUAAAUUAAAUGUUAAAUAAUGUGAAUGUUGACUCUCUGAGCUGCUGGUUGGCAAUUUAAAAAUAAAUAAAUGUUUUUUGGUAUAGAAUCACAGAAUGGUUUGGGUAGGAAGGGACCUUAAGGACCAUUUAGUUCCAACCCCCCUGCCAUGGGCAGGGACACCUGCUAGACCAGGUUGCUCAAAGCCCUGUCUAACCUGGCUUGAACACUGCUAGGGAUGGGGUAUCCACAUUUCUCUGUGGGUACCUGUUCCAGUGCCUCACCAACCUCAUAGUACAGAAUUUCUUCUUAAUACCUAAACCUAAAUCUACCCUCUUUCAGCCUGAAGCCAUUCCCCCUUGUUCUGUCCCUACAUGCCCUUGUAAAAAGUCCCUCUCCAGCUUUUCUGUAGGCCCCCUUUGGGUGUUGGAAGGCUUCUGUGAGGUGUUCCCUGAGCCUUCUCCAGACUGAAUAAGCCCAACUCUCUCAGCCUGUCUUCACAGCACAGGUGCUCCAGCCCUCUGAGCAUCCUUGUGGCUCCUUCUGGACUCGCUCCAACAACUUCAUGUCCUUAUUAUGUUGGGGGCCCCAGAGCUGAAUGCAGUACUGCAGGUCGGGUUUCAUGAGAGCAGAGUAGAAGGGGAGGAGUAUAUGUAUGAAGGGAAGUUUUCAUGCAUUAUGGUAGAGGCACACAAAAAAAAAAAACCCAACUGUGUAUUCAGGUAAUUAAAAGCCCUCAGUAUCUCAGCACAGCAGUCAUCCAAGUCAGAUUGUCUGAAGUGAGACCAGUCCGACUGUGCUGUUCUGCCUUAAGCUUCUCUGAACCCAAAAAGGGCAAACCCUGCUGUCACUCUUGAUGUAGGCUGUGCUCCAGAGCUGUAGCAGGAAGCAGUGAAUUAAGUGUCCCAAAGGUGAGGUUCCUGGCUGCGUGCAUUGAGGUUGAGUCUUGAACUCUCCCUGCUGAGAAAGGCAAAAGGCAAAGUUUUUCAGUAAGGCUGUGUUGCAAGCGCUAGACCUCCAAUUGCAGACACACGUACAGAGGCUGGAUAUUUUAUACAAAGAAACACAAAUUCGCAUUUCUGUGUAACCAGAUGAACUACCUCAUUUAUAAAAUUUGGCUUUUAAUUCCUUACAGCUCUCCUUUUGUGUAUCUGCAUGUAUGUUUUUAGCAAAAUGUAAUUAAUGUCAAGAGUGCCACCUCAAGUAUGAUUUUGAAACUUAUAAUCAUAGUGCAAAGGAUCAAAAAGCCAUAACCAGUCUAUUUUAAGACAGAUACAUCUUUUGAAUGAAAUGACUCCACUAGUCUUGUUUUCUCCUUUAGUACUGAAGUGCAAUUAUCUUGCAUGUAAACACUGCACCAAAUAAAUUUUUUUUU
Molecule: messenger RNA, 3229 nt
Organism: Pezoporus flaviventris
Lineage: Eukaryota; Metazoa; Chordata; Aves; Psittaciformes; Psittacidae
Gene: TMPRSS2
Product: transmembrane serine protease 2
Exons: 13
Coding region: 38-1492 (484 amino acids)
Biological process (GO): protein autoprocessing
Cellular component (GO): membrane
Molecular function (GO): serine-type endopeptidase activity; protein binding
Source: RefSeq, a predicted model, not a curated record